AUGGGGGCCGAGGAAGGCGGCUGCUGCAGGUGCUGCUUCAGUUUCAUAUUCACCUCAGGCUUAACUGCACUUUUCCUGUGGCUAAAUCUCAAGACCACAAACCCAACUUGCUCCAUUGAAAACUUUGACGUUUUUACCCUCAACAAAACAGCUAAUACUACCUUCAGGAACAACCACACUAUUCGCUAUGAUCUGAAGCUAAACAACAAGGAGAAUAAAGAUAAGGGUAUUUACUAUGAUACCCUUAAUCUUACUUUUUAUUACAAGCCUAACCUUAGCUUUGUAACACUUGGAAAUGCCACUUUUAACCCUUUUUAUCAGGGGCAUGGGAAGAACACUCACCGUAUUAGUGUCAUUGAUGCUAGAGGGGUAAAAUGGGAAAAUGCUACCGCGACAAUGGCCGAGUUUAGGGUGGAGAUGAACACGUCGGUUCGGUUUAAGAUCAUAUUUUGGAAGACUAAACGGCAUCGUUUGGAUUUGCACGCUGACUUGCUAGUCAAUGAACAAGGGAUUUUGGUUAAGAAGAAGAAGAAGAAAGGGAUUAAGUUCAAAUCGGGGGUUUGGAAUAGUAAGGUGUGCAACUUUUAUUUGUUGGGCAUUUUGGGUAUUUUCACUUAUAUUCUUUUGUGGUAG
Messenger RNA from Spinacia oleracea (spinach), 633 nucleotides. RefSeq names its product protein NDR1-like. Gene Ontology annotation, cellular component: plasmodesma; plasma membrane. Lineage: Eukaryota; Viridiplantae; Streptophyta; Magnoliopsida; Caryophyllales; Amaranthaceae. The record is from RefSeq and is a predicted model, not a curated record. The transcript has a single exon. Gene Ontology annotation, biological process: defense response to other organism. The coding region runs from base 1 to 633 and encodes 210 amino acids.